Stereum hirsutum FP-91666 SS1 is the source of this 580-nucleotide messenger RNA. RefSeq lists its product as uncharacterized. NCBI's taxonomy places the organism in Eukaryota, Fungi, Basidiomycota, Agaricomycetes, Russulales, Stereaceae. The transcript is spliced from 5 exons. The record is from RefSeq and is a predicted model, not a curated record. The coding region runs from base 253 to 477 and encodes 74 amino acids.
CAUUCAACCAACGCCAUCAGCUGCGUUGUUAAUGAAUCACGUAUACCUCCAAUCGAUGAGAUGGACUGUUUUUUCACAGAUAGAGUUCGGACCGAUAUCUACUUGCUGUCCGUGUCGAAGACGGUUAUGAUAAUGGCAUGUUACCCUAUCAGCUACGUGAGUGAACUUUUACGCUCGGCUGCGCGUUGUAGGACGCGUUGUUGGUUCAUGGACGAUCUGUGUUCUCCGCUGCUGGAACGACUGUGAGAUUCUAUGGUUAAUCGACGCAGCUUGCUGAAAAGAUCUUCGGAAAACCGCGUGCUCACCCGGAAUUAUUCUGACAUGGCAAUUGUCAACUGGAAGCAACCAGCUCGAGUACACUUGGGAUCGUCAGCUAUACACCCCGCUGGCUACACAUCUGGACACCUGAAGAAUAUAGCCACAACACACAGGGAUAUAUGGACGGGUCCUGUUCUUGUCAUGGGCCAAGAUAAGUAGUAUUUGUAUUUCCAGACCGUUGCCGCUGUACAUGGGAACCCAAGGAAGAGCAGCAGGAUGCAGACGCUGGAGAUGGUCACGGAGAUUCAGAAUGGGGCGUUCC